GGAGCGAUAACAGAAACGAGAAAACGCGGAAACAGAAGGAGCGGUUGGAGAGAGGUGCAACCGGCUACUACAACACACGCAGGCUACUCAACCCGCUCUUUCUGUUCUUAUACCGGGUGUUUCCGUUUUUUUUUUUAUCGUGAAGUUGUCGGAUAAGACACCUUUAUCUGGGACAAAAGGAUUUUCUCCUGUUUGAGAGUAUCAUUCAGGAUUGAGAAUGGGGAGCAGGGAAGAGGAACGGCGAAAACUCGCCGACAUCAUUAACCACUGGAACGCCAACCGGCUCGACCUGUUCGAGAUCAGUCAGCCAACGGAGGAGCUGGAGUUCCAUGGCGUGAUGCGCUUCUACUUCCAGGACCGCGUGGCGGGGAACUUCGCCACCAAGUGCAUCAGGGUGUCCAGCACGGCCACCACGCAGGACGUCAUCGAGACGCUGGCCGAGAAGUUCCGGCCGGACAUGCGCAUGCUCUCCUCGCCGCGCUACUCCCUCUACGAGGUGCACGUCAGCGGGGAAGAACGGAAGUUGGACCUGGAUGAGAAGCCACUGGUGGUGCAGCUCAACUGGAACAAGGACGAUCGCGAGGGCCGCUUCGUGCUCAAGAACGAGAACGACAUCAUCCCCAAGAAGACACAGAUCAAUGGGCCAGAGAGGGAAAAAGAAGGCGUCAUUCAGAACUUCAAACGGACGCUGUCCAAGAAGGAGAAGAAAAAGGAGAAGAAGAAAGACAAGGAGGCCUUCGCCCGCAUCCCAGAUGGAGAUGAGAGUGCCCUCAACAGAGAGGACGGGGAGAACUCGCGGCUGGCGGUGGAGGUGUACAAGGAGAUGCCGGAGACUAGCUUCACGCGCACCAUCUCCAACCCUGAGGUGGUCAUGAAGAGGAGGCGGCAGCAGAAGCUGGAGAAGAGGAUGCAAGAGUUCCGCAACAACGACGGACGGCCCGACUCAGGGGGGACACUGCGGAUCUAUGCCGACAGCCUGAAGCCCAACAUCCCGUAUAAGACCAUCCUGCUGUCCACCACAGACACGGCUGACUUUGCAGUAGCAGAGGCGCUCGAGAAGUACGGCCUGGAGAAGGAGAACCCCAGAGACUACUGCAUCGCUCGGGUGGUCCACUCAGAAGAUAAACCUGUGAAGGAGACAAUCCUGGACGACACAGAGUGCCCACUGCAGAUCUUCCGGGACUGGACCAGUGAUAAAGAGGCCUUAGUGUUCCAGCUCAAGAAGAGACCCCCAGACUAUGUUCCAAAGAAGGGCCACAAGCCAGCCGACAGGCGUGGCUCGGUUCCCCCAGAGAAACUGCCCUACCUGGUUGAGCUCAGUCCAGGCCGCGGGAACCACUAUGGCUACUACGCCUAUCGCCACCACGAAGACGGCUCCGACUCGCGGGAUAAGCCCAAGUUGUACCGCCUCCAGCAGAGCGUCACUGAGGUGGGCUCUGACUGCACUGACGACGGCUCCAUACAGCUCUUUGGUCCAGGCGUGCUUCCCCAUCACUGCAACCUGCUGCACGCCGACGGCUUGGUGACGGUCACCCCGGCGAGCGUGGAGGCGGAGACGCUGGUGGACGGCCAGCGGGUCAUCGACACCACCCUCCUGCGCAGCGGUGCCACGCUGCAGUUUGGCCACGCCCACGUCUUCAAGUUCGUGGACCCCGCCCAGGAGCACCUCGUCGGGAAGCGCGAGCCGGGACCCAUGAUGAAGGGACGGCACAAGUCCGGCAGCGUCCCGGAGACGACCUUUGACCCACACGGUGACAUCCACGCCUCCGGACUCCCCACCAGCAAGAGCUCAGGGAAGUUGGAUAUGGAGCGAGCAGGAAAUGGCAGUGAGAGGGGCAUGGUCAAGCCAAUGAUCCGUGGAGAGCAGCAGGACUUCAGCAAGCAUGACGGCAGGUCCCUGGACGGCCUGGGCCCCGAGCUCACGCUGCCGGCCAGCAUCGAGUUCCGGGAGAACUCUGAGGACGCCUUCCUGUCGGCCAUCAUCAACUACACCAACAGCUCCACGGUGCACUUCAAGCUGUCGCCCACCUACGUGCUCUACAUGACCUGCCGCUACGUCAUGUCCAGCCACUACCGGCCCGACAUCAGCCCGUCCGAGCGCACGCACAAGGUCAUCGCCAUCGUCAACAAGAUGGUGAGCAUGAUGGAAGGCGUCAUCCAGGAGAUUGCUGACGGUGAUCAGAAGCAGAAGAACAUCGCGGGCGCUCUGGCCUUCUGGAUGGCCAACGCCUCCGAGCUGCUCAACUUCGUCAAGCAGGACAAGGACCUGAGCCGCAUCACACUGGACGCACAGGACGUGCUCGCCCACCUCGUGCAGAUGGCUUUCAAGUACUUGGUCCAUUGCUUGCAGUCUGAUCUCAACAACUACAUGCCUGCUUUUCUGGAUGACCCAGAGGAGCAGAACCCCCAGAGGCCUAAAAUAGGUCAGUGGGCCGCUCUAGGUGGGGCCAGUGUUCACCAGUUUGGAUGGGGAAGUGAAGGCAUUGAUAGAGCUAGAAUACGUGGCCAUGUGUUCUCAAAACACCUGCCACCUUCCACCGGCACACUGACCAGCAGCGAGGUCCCUGAGAGAAGAGUGACUAAAGGGUGGACAGAGAGUGGACAAGAGGAAGCCUCGGCUUGGGCAGGACCUCCUCUGUUCAAAGGCACCAUCAAACUAGCCGCCGUCAUCAAACUAGCCGCCGUCAUCAAACUAGCCUCCGUCAUCAAACUAGCCUCCGUCAUCAAACUAGCCGCCGUCAUCAAACUAGCCGCCGUCAUCAAACUAGCCUCCGUCAUCAAACUAGCCUCCGUCAUCUUCUUCCUGCCCACCAAGCCCCUGCAGCGGGCCCGACUAGGACAGGCGGCCACAGACAAGACCCAUCCCUGCAGAGCUGUGCUGUUCUUCCCCCGUGGAGUGAGUUUAUUACAUGUGCGCGAGAUGCUGGUCAGACCCUCAAUCCUGACCCUCUCUCAUUUCCUGUGUCUGCUGCAGGGUGCUGGCCAGGACAAGCUGGGUAUCUACAUCAAGUCCGUGGUCAAAGGAGGAGCUGCGGACAUGGACGGGCGUCUGGCUGCAGGAGAUCAGCUGCUGAGUGUAGAUGGCAGAAGUUUGGUUGGCCUCUCCCAGGAAAGGGCGGCGGAGUUGAUGACCCGUACAGGUUCUGUGGUGACUCUGGAGGUGGCCAAGCAGGGUGCCAUCUACCACGGCCUGGCCACACUUCUCAACCAGCCCUCCCCUAUGAUGCCCAGAGCGAACGACCGUUCUCGGGACAAGGGCAAGUUGCGACCAAAGAGCGAGGGCUUCGAGCUCUACAACAACACGGUGCAGAACGGCUCCAGCGAGAGCCCCCAGGGUAACUGGGACAACUACCCCGAACCAAAGAAGACUAGUGGUGAGGAGCGGCUGCUGAAGAACCGCGCUGACCACCGCUCCAGCCCCAACGUGGCCAACCAGGCUCAGAGUCCAGGGGGAAAGCCAGUGUACCCUGGAGGACCAGGGAAGAUCACCUCUGUCUCCACUGGCAACCUCUGCGCAGAUGAGGAGCCGUCUCCCCCUCGUCCCGAGGCCUACCCCAUCCCCACCCAGACGUACCCCAGAGAGUACUUCACAUUCCCGGCCUCCAAAUCUCAGGACCGGGUGGGGCCUUCGCCCAACCAGCCCUGGCAGAACAGCGAGGACAGGCCCCCGAUGGAGGUCCAUCACAACAACAACAUGUCCAUGCAGAGAGUGGCCCACUCUCAGGAGGAGCUGUGUGACGUGCCGGGCGGCUACCUGCAGCAGCAGCAGGAGUACCAGCGCGGCAGCGGCGAGCACUGGAACCAGCAGGUGUCCUCGUCCCUGGAGUCCAGCACGUCCAGCCAGGAGCAGCUCAACUACUCCAACGCCUCCGUCGGCUCGGGCGGCAAGGGCCCCGGCAACCACAAGAGCGGGCCGGGCCGCUGGAAGACCCCAGGGCCCAACCCCCCGCCGCCCGGUCCCCCCCACGGCCAGUCCACGCGCACCGACCUGCCCCCCCCACCGCCGCCUCCGCCGGCCCACUACGACUACGAGCCCCAGCCCGAGAUUCCGCUGCCCCCGCCGCCCGUCUCCCAGCAACAGCAUCAGCAGGCGGCGGCCGCCGCUGACCGCAAGAAACGCGAGGAGCAGCAGCGCUGGUACGAGAAGGAGAAGGCGCGGCUGGAGGAGGAGCGCGAGAGGAAGAGGCGGGAGCAGGAGCGGAAGCUGGGCCAGAUCCGCACCGCACCUGGCCCGGGCCCGGCGCACGGCCAGCACGGCACCCUGCCCCACAUGCCGCCGCCGCACCACCACCACCCCCACAGCAUGCCCCCGCCGGGCGGCCCUGGGCCCCUGCAGAUGCCCCCGCAGAUGCCCCCGCAGCAGCAGCAGCAGCAGCCCUACAUGCCCCCCCAGCCCCAGCCCACGCCGGCUCCCGCGCCCCCGGUCCGGCCCGAGAAGCUGUCCAGCCUGCCGCGUGGCAUGUCUGGCCCAGGGGCCCCUCCGCCGCCCAGCGGGGACACGGUGAUCCGCGAGCUCCUACCGCAGCAGCAGCCGCGCACCAUCGAGCGGCGCGACCUCCAGUACAUCACCAUCAGGAAGGACGAGCUGGCCGCCGCCAGCGACUCGCUCUCGCCUGACCCCUGGAAGCGCGACGCCCGCGAGAAGCUGGAGAAGCAGCAGCAGCUGCAGAUCGUGGACCUGCUGGACAGGGAGAUCCAGGACCUACAGGCCAAGCCCGAGCGCACGGCCGAGGAGAGCGACCGCCUGCGCAAGCUCAUGCUGGAGUGGCAGUUUCAGAAGCGGCUGCAGGAGUCCAAGCAGAGCGACGACGAGGACGACGACGAGGAGGACGACGACGAGGAUGUGGACACCACCCUCAUCAUGCAGAGGCUGGAGGCCGAGAAGCGAGCGCGGCAGACUGCUGUCCCAGCAAUCUCUGUUCUAGACUUGUUGCAGGACGAGGAGCGGAGGAGAAAGCAGCAGCUGGAGGAGAUCCGCAAGCGAGAGGCUGAGGACCGGGCCAAGCAGGAGGAGGAGAGACGCUGGCGGGAGGAGGAGCGGGCCCGGCGCGAGACUGAGGAGAAGAGGAGACAGGAGGAAGAGUACUAUAACCGCCUGGAGGCGGAGAGGCGCCGGCAACAUGAAGAGGCCGAGCGCAAGCUGCUGACCCCCGAUGAGCCUGGUCUGUACAGACCGCCCCUCCCCAAGGACUACCAGCCCCCCCCUCCCGCCUCUCCCGCCAACACAGCCAACACUAACCACAGCAACAGCAGUGCUCCACCACCCCCCCCCCAGAGAAACACCUCUUACCUCAAAACCCAGGUCGCCUCCCCCGACACCCUGUACACUGCCAAGUUUGUCUCGUACAAUGAUGAGGAGGAUGAGGAUGAGGAUGCUGGCCUAGCAGGUCAGGUUAAGCUUUCCGCGACCCGGAAGUCAUACGGCGACCUCCCACCCGCCGCGCAUAAGCCACAGCCGCCGCCCCUUGCGCGAAAGCCCCGCCCAAUGUCCGACGGGAUCUUUCUGUCCAGUCAGUUCCACCUGCCUGCUGACAAUGCCAACAGUACUACUGGCCGGGCAGGCCACGCCCCUCCACUCCCUUCCACCAAACCCAACUUCAUUCCACCAUCCAAUUCUAAAGCAGGAUUUAAUUCGUACACUGGAAACACAACAGGGCUUGUAGGAUCGGGAGAAGUUUACAAGGAAAAAUGGAUUAAAAGUGUGCCAGAGCAGGACAACACGAUCGCAGGUAACCCCGAGAGCCUCACCUUUAAGGAACGCCAGCGUCUAUUCUCCCAGGGAAAGGAGGUGUCCAACAAGGUCAAGGCCUCACGGAAACUAAUGGAGCUGGAGAAUGAACUGAACACAAAGUAGACUGGAGCCUUAGUUAGGGAAACACGAAUGCCAGUACCUGGUCGUAGUACUGGGAAUCUAGUUUGAGUUUCCCAAUUACCUUGUUUUCCUUCUUCAAAUCUUUUUUUUUUGUUUUGUUUUUGGUUUUAAGAGAGUAACUGGACCAUUAAAUACUAUUUAGAUACGUCAUUGCAAUAAGAGAGACGAUACUGCGUAAUUUCCCCUCUAAAGAUUCAAAGAUUAUUAUUGAAAAAGCACUGUAAAAUGUUUUAAUUAUUUUAUUGAGAAAUUUUCAGUCACAUGAAGGGGGUUAUAUUUUGGUUUCAAUGACUUUUGGGGGGAAAAGAUGCAUUAUUUUGUCAUUUUUAUGUUUUUUUUUUUUAUUAGUAUACAGUAAUGUGGGAUAUUUUAUGGUGUUUUAUGCUCUUCUCUGCAUUGCGUAUUUCCCACUUAUUUUUAUGUUUUCCAUGAAAAUAAGUAUUCAAACUCGACCAACCUUUUACUGUUAUUAACGCUGCCCUAUACUCUGUGAGCGUACUCUGCUUUCAGAUUUAGAAUUUGUUAUAUGAUGGGAAUUAGUCAUCAUCCAGACAGAACGCCACCGCCCAUUCCAUUUCACCACUAAUGCAGGUAUCACGAGGGACCGUUUCACUGAAGGUUCCACCUGUUUGUAUAGCUACACUGUAAAACCUGUUUUCAUCAAUUCCAUUGCAAGCUAACAAGGGCGUUCACUAGAGCAUUACUCUUCGGAAAAAAAUACUGUCAUCUCAAUGCCUCUGAGCAGUUUGUACUCAUUGGAAAUGAAACAUUAAACAUUCCUGCAAGAACAUUUAGACAAGCAACAUGUAUCUUUCAGGUUUUUCUUCACCGUCUGAAAAUUUGCCAUUUUUUGCCCCAAAGUUUGAUAUUUUAGUGGUCAUUUUUUCCUGUGACCCCUCUUUGCAGUUUUUUUUUCUUUUUUUUUUUAACUCUUGUUUGAUUUGAAUGGAUAUUUGCGUAGUUGAGUGGCAGUGUGAUCAACUGGUGUAAAAAUGACCAGUAUGACAAUGAUGAGUCAAGAAUGGGAAAUGAUUUCAGUUCAAAUUUAAAUAACAAACACUAAAUGUAGGAAUGUAACAUUUGCGUAGAAAAUAUUUAUUUUAUCGUCAUGCAAUAGAUUUGUUUUCCUAUUUAUGAAAAUCUGUUUUAAUUGAAACGAUGAAAAGGAAACAUUUGAAUCGUACUGGUUUCUUUUUUCCCCUACUAUUUUUUUUUUUUAACUGAACAUGCCUAAUUCCAGUGAGGUGUGUUUUUUCAUUGUUUUAGGUUCCUUACUCCGCAGUAUUGGAGGUAAACAGUUGAUGCAGGAUUAAUUUGUGUUGCGUCUCCAGAUACACCUGCAUCUCUCCGUUCACAAAUGUCUAGACUUACUGAACAUGUUGUGUAAAUAAUUUUCAAGAGAUCAAAGAAGACCUGACUUUACUUUGUACAUUUUAAUUAAUUAUCUAUAAGGCUCUAGUGUCAAUAUCCCCCUUUUCUGCUCAGAAAAUGUAAACUGACAUGUAAACACAUGUUUUUCAUUUUAGGUUACAGGUUUAUUUGGUUUCAUUUUAUUGGUUGUUUCAUGUUAGGCUUUUGUAAAUCAAAUAAAUACAGAUUUUACAAAAAACA
Alosa sapidissima (American shad) is the source of this 7483-nucleotide messenger RNA. RefSeq names its product afadin-like. Lineage: Eukaryota; Metazoa; Chordata; Actinopteri; Clupeiformes; Clupeidae. Gene Ontology annotation, molecular function: cell adhesion molecule binding. Gene Ontology annotation, cellular component: adherens junction. The record is from RefSeq and is a predicted model, not a curated record. Gene Ontology annotation, biological process: signal transduction; regulation of protein localization.